UUUCUCCUUGAUCAGCCGAACCAUCAAACUAGUGAAAUCCUUUUCUUCUUUUCCCAAAGCCUUGUUGGAAUUGCUAGCUAGAUGUAUCCAAACCUCUCUCAUCACAUGAAUCCAUUGGCAUGUUUGUCAUCCUUUUGCUUCCAAAUUGUUGCUCUUCUCAUGUGCAUGAUCUUGAUCACCUCUACAACAGUUGCUGGGAAUGAGAUCGACCGACUAGCCUUGCUCGAAUUCAAGGCCAAAAUAGAGCACGACCCCUCGGGAGUUUUUAACUCCUGGAAUGAUACCACACAUUUCUGCCAAUGGUAUGGUGUUACAUGUGGUAAGAGGCACCAAAGAGUGACGGCACUGAAGCUAGUGUCCUUGAAGCUCUUUGGUUCUAUAUCGCCACAUAUUGGCAACUUGAGCUUUUUAAGAGACUUGAAUCUCUACGACAACAAUUUCAAUGGUGAGAUCCCUCCACAGAUUGUUUUCUUGCGCAGAUUGGAAAGAUUAGACCUAGCCAAUAAUUCACUUGGUGGAGUAAUCCCUCCAAAUAUUUCUUCUUGUUCUAACCUUAUUCUUAUUCAAUGCAGCAACAACAAUCUGGAAGGAGUACUUCCUAUGGAGCUUAGCUCCUUGCUCAAGCUCAAUAGACUUGCUCUAUCAAACAACCGUCUAACAGGAACUAUCCCUCCAUCUUUCGGAAAUGUGUCUUCCCUUGAUGCACUCAUUCUCUAUCAAAAUAACCUGUCUGGAAGUCUUCCAUCCACACUAGGCCAAUUGAGGAACCUCACAAUAUUAGCACUCUCUCAAAAUAGUUUUUCAGGUUUGAUCCCAUCUUCAAUAUUCAAUCUUUCUUUUCUUAGAGUUUUGGACAUAGGAUCUAAUUACCAGAUCCAAGGUACUCUUCCACCCGACUUGGGCAUUUCUCUUCCAAAUUUGUACUUCUUCUCCAUCUCCAGAAACCAGUUCACUGGAACCAUUCCCAAUUCAAUAUCCAACUCCUCAAAAUUAGAAGUGCUUCAGCUAGAUGAAAAUCAGUUUACUGGGAAAGUGCCUUCCCUGGAAAAGACUCAUAGGCUUCGUUGGAUAACUGUGUUCACCAACAAUCUUGGCAGCGGAGAAGCUGAUGAUUUGAUCUUUCUCUCAUCUUUGGCCAAUACUACCACUCUAGAGGCCGUACAAAUAGGGGUCAACAACUUUGGGGGGAAGUUGCCUGAACAAAUCAGCAACUUCUCAAGAAAGCUCUGGCACUUGUCUUUUGAUCAAAAUCAAAUAGUUGGAAACAUUCCAAUGGGGAUAGAGAAUCUGAUCAACUUGAAUGCUUUCCAAGCAUCCGACAACAAACUCUCAGGCACCUUUCCUCCCAGCAUUGGAAAGCUUCAGAAUCUUAACAUGUUGUAUCUUUUUGGCAACCUCUUUUCAGGCUCUAUUCCUCCCUCUAUUGGAAACCUGACCAGCUUACUCUCACUCCGUUUGAGAGGAAAUAAUCUUCAUGGCAACAUUCCUGCCAGUCUAGCAAAAUGCCAAAAUUUGCUAGAAUUGGAUCUUUCACUUAACAAUUUCAGUGGAGCCAUACCCCCAGAAAUUAUGGAUCUUUCCACCUUAUCAAUAGUUCUUGAUUUGUCUUAUAAUCGUCUAAGCGGUUUUCUUCCCAAUCAAGUACAAAAUUUGAGGAAUUUGGGUUAUUUGGAUGUUUCCAAUAACGUGCUGUCUGGUGAGAUUCCUAGUAGCCUUGGAGAUUGUGUACUUUUGGAAGUUCUGUACAUGGAAAGCAAUUUUUUCCAAGGGAUCAUUCCUUCUUCUUUGAGUUCAUUGAAGGGUCUUCAAAGGUUAGAUAUAUCUCGCAACAAUUUUUCAGGACAGAUUCCAGAGUUUUUGGCAGGGUUCAAGUCAUUACAAGUUUUGAAUUUGUCUUAUAACAAUUUUGAGGGUAUGGUACCCAUUGAAGGAGUUUUCAAGAAUGCAACUGGAACUUUAGUUAUGGGAAAUCGCAAUCUUUGUGGUGGCAUACCUGAAUUUCAGUUACCCAGAUGCAGUUUUGAUAAGCCGAAGAAGAGAAUAAAUCUGAAAAUGAAGGUAAUAAUCUCCAUAAUAUCUCUGCUUCUAGGAAUCACAAUUGUACUCGCUUGUGUAUUUUGUUGUUGGUCAAGAAAAAUAAAAAGAGAGAGUACAUCAGAUGCAUAUGGGAAUAUGCUAUUGGAGGUGUCUUAUCAAAGUAUCCUAAAAGCUACUAAUGAAUUCUCCUCAGCAAAUUUGAUCGGCACUGGUAGCUUUGGUUCUGUGUACAAAGGAAUUCUCGAUCGACAAGGAAUCAUUGUUGCUGUUAAAGUGCUUAAUCUUAUGCGUCAAGGAGCUUCUAAGAGUUUCAUUACUGAGUGUGAAGCCUUGAGAAAUAUUAGACAUCGAAAUCUUGUCAAGGUAUUAACAGCAUGUUCAAGUAUUGAUUUUCAUGGCAAUGACUUUAAGGCUUUGAUUUAUGAGUUUAUGGUUAAUGGGAGCUUGGAGGAAUGGUUACAUCCUCCUCCAAUGUUGGAUGAAAAGCCAAAAAGUCUAAAUCUUCUCCAAAGACUAAGUAUAGCCAUUGACAUUGCUUGCGCAUUGGAAUAUCUCCACCACAAUUGCCAAAUACCAAUAGUUCAUUGUGAUCUCAAACCGAGUAAUGUUCUUCUUGAUGAUAAAAUGACAGCACGAGUAAGUGAUUUUGGAUUAGCAAAGUUCAUUUCUAAAAGCAACUUUCAAUCAUCUUUGGAUCAAACAAAAUCAAUUGGAGUAAGAGGAACUAUUGGCUAUAUUCCUCCAGAUAAAUAUACUUUUAUCAUAACUAUCUUGGACAAUUUUCAUUUUUGCAUUUUAUACAUUUUACUUGAUAUCAAAAGAUGGAAAUAGGCCUCUUUUUUUAAUGCCUCUAAAUCUUAGUUUCAAAUACUAAAAUAUAUUUGAUGUGAUUUUGAGGAAACUUACAUAUUUAUAUUGUAAUUUUAAAUUGCAGAAUAUGGUGUGGGGAGUGAAGUAUCUACAUAUGGUGAUAUAUACAGUUAUGGGGUACUUUUGUUAGAGAUAUUCACCGGAAAGAGGCCCACAGAUGAUAUUUUUGGAGAAGGUUUAAAUCUUAUUGGCUUUGUCAAGAGAGCUUUACCUAAAAGAUCAACACAAAUUGUAGAUCCUAAUCUUCUUCAAGACAAGAACAAUGGCAUUCUUAAUGAGUGCUUUAUUUCAAUAUUUGAAAUUGGAAUCUCUUGUUCUGUUGAAUUGCCUCAAGAGCGUAUGAAAAUUAGUGAUGUUGUUGCUCAGCUCAGCACUAUCAAAAUCAGACUUCUAGGAGCCGCAAGAAUAUGAUAAAACAAAGAUGUUGUAAUUUGAUUAUCAUCAAUAUAAUGUUGACUCUAUGUCUAAUUCAGCGUGAACUUUGGAGCACAGUUCAAUAAAAACUUUUUAAUCCCCUAUUA
Hevea brasiliensis (rubber tree) is the source of this 3428-nucleotide messenger RNA. Its product is annotated as probable LRR receptor-like serine/threonine-protein kinase At3g47570. The transcript has a single exon. Gene Ontology annotation, biological process: protein phosphorylation. The coding region runs from base 82 to 2868 and encodes 928 amino acids. The record is from RefSeq and is a predicted model, not a curated record. NCBI's taxonomy places the organism in Eukaryota, Viridiplantae, Streptophyta, Magnoliopsida, Malpighiales, Euphorbiaceae. Gene Ontology annotation, molecular function: protein binding; protein kinase activity; ATP binding.